Messenger RNA from Scomber scombrus (Atlantic mackerel), 2448 nucleotides. RefSeq names its product disintegrin and metalloproteinase domain-containing protein 11-like. Gene Ontology annotation, biological process: proteolysis. The record is from RefSeq and is a predicted model, not a curated record. The transcript has 24 exons. The coding region runs from base 10 to 2448 and encodes 812 amino acids. Gene Ontology annotation, molecular function: metalloendopeptidase activity. NCBI's taxonomy places the organism in Eukaryota, Metazoa, Chordata, Actinopteri, Scombriformes, Scombridae.
GUGAAGAUCAUGCUGUCGGUGUGGUGCUUCAUGGUCUUUGCUGCAGUGGGCGAGAGGCUUGCAGUCUCAGGUGUGGACAGGAGCCCGGUGCAGGAUGGAGAUGGAGGCAUCUGGGACUGGUUCACCCCAUCCGGGCGGCCAAAUGGCGAGGACGCCACAACUGAGGUUACCUAUCCAAAGCGGCUGGUGCAGCAGACUCGGUCGGAGGAGGAAAUGGCUCAUGACUUCUUGGAUACCAGGGUGAAGAACGAUACCGGGGACACUUUGCCCGUCCACUUGGCCCAGAGCUGUUUCCAAGUGGAAGCUUUUGGACUCACUUUCACUCUGGACCUGGAGUUAAACCAUCAUCUCCUGUCUUCAGAAUAUGUGGAACGGCACUUUAACCAGGAUGGCAGACCCUCACAGUCUGUGGGAGGGGAGCACUGCUACUACCAGGGAAGGUUAAGAGGUUUAUCAGAGUCCUGGGCAGCUGUCUCCACCUGUCAUGGCUUGUGCGGCAUGUUCUCUGAUGGCUUCUUCUCUUAUGGGAUUGAACCAAUUCACAAUGGGAGCAAUCAGGAUAAUGGCGCUCACUUAAUCCGCAGGAUGCCUGAUAUCAGACUUUCCCCACACUGCCCAGACUGUACAGAGGAUAGCGAGUGGAAUAGCAGAGGAGGUGACGGUGAUGACAACACACCAGAUCAAAUGAGUGAGCAGCAGGUGUCUGGGGGGCUGAGGCGAUCCAAGCGAUUUGUUCGCAAGCCCUCCGUCCAGACUGAGACCAAAUACAUUGAGCUGAUGGUGGUCAACGACAAUGACAUGAUUGUACAGCUGCGUCGCUCUGGCAGCCAAACCAAGAACUUUGCCAAAGCGGUGGUCAACAUGGCAGAUGCGAUCUACAAGGAACAGCUGAACACACGAAUUGUGUUGGUUGCCAUGGAGACCUGGACGUCUAAAAAUAUGAUGCCAGUAGUGGAAGACCCAUUGAUAACGCUACAGAACUUCAUGAAGUACAGAAAAGACAACAUCAAAGAGCAGAGUGACGUCGUCCAUCUUUUCUCAGGGCGUACGUUUCAAAGUAGCCGCAGUGGGACGGCGUACACAGGAGGAGUGUGCUCUCUAACGAGGGGAGGAGGUAUCAACGAGUAUGGGAAUGUAGGUGCAAUGGCCAUCACUUUGUGCCAGAGCCUUGGCCAGAACAUUGGGAUGAGGUGGAACAACGCACGCAACUCUGCAGGAGACUGCAGAUGCCCGGACACAUGGCUGGGCUGCAUCAUGGAAGACACGGGAUACUACCUGCCCAGAAAGUUUUCUCGCUGCAGUGUUGACGAGUACAUCCAGUUCUUGCUCCAGGGGGGUGGGAGCUGCCUCUUCAACAAGCCCAACAAGCUGCUGGACCCUCCAGAGUGUGGGAAUGGCUUUGUGGAGCCAGGGGAAGAGUGUGAUUGUGGAUCCCAGGUGGAGUGCGCCCGUAGUGGAGGAGCCUGCUGCAAAAAGUGCACACUUACUCAUGACGCCAUGUGUAGUAAUGGACUGUGCUGCAGUGGGUGCAAGUAUGAACGGAGAGGCGUGGUGUGUCGAGAUGCUGUGAAUGACUGUGAUAUCCCAGAGACCUGCACCGGAGACUCCAGCCAGUGCCCUCAUAAUGUCCACAAGUUGGAUGGCUACAUAUGUGAUAAUACUCAGGGUCGGUGUUACGGCGGACGAUGCAGGACUCGUGAUGGGCAGUGUAAGGGACUCUGGGGUUACAAUUCAGCAGACAGGUUUUGUUAUGAGAAGCUUAACGCUGAGGGGACAGAGAAAGGCAACUGUGGUCCGGGCCUUGGCGGUCAGGGCUGGCUACAGUGCAACAAGCCGGAUGUGUUAUGCGGCUUCCUGUUCUGUGUCAACAUAACCAUGAAGCCAAAGUUCGGAGACCUGCAAGGUGAGGUGACCAGCUUCACCAUCUACCACCAAAACAAGUACCUGGACUGCCGAGGUGGCCAUGCUCUGCUAGAAGACGGCUCAGACCUGGGCUAUGUGGAAGAUGGCACUCCCUGUGGUCCCAACAUGAUGUGUUUGGAGCGACGCUGCCUCCCUGUGGCAGCCUUCAACCUUAGCAGCUGUGCAGGAUCCAACUUUGGACGCAUCUGUUCCGACCACGGGACCUGCAGUAAUGAGGUGAAGUGUAUCUGUGACAGGGACUACACAGGGAAGGACUGCAGUGUGUUUGAUCCUAUCCCUGAGCCUACGGUCCCGACGGGCCCAGAGAAGAAAGGUCCCAGUGGCACCAAUAUCAUAAUAGGGUCCAUCGCAGGUGCUAUUCUCCUGGCAGCUAUAGUCCUAGGGGGAACAGGAUGGGGAUUUAAGAACAUUCGACGAGGAAGGUAUAACUUUGCAGGGUGUUGUCCGUGGAGCAUCAUCCCAAAACAUCCCAACACAUCCCAGAUCCCCCCAGCAUGGCUCUUAAUUCUUUCAUCCACCCUCUGA